Molecule: messenger RNA, 3864 nt
Organism: Aspergillus fijiensis CBS 313.89
Lineage: Eukaryota; Fungi; Ascomycota; Eurotiomycetes; Eurotiales; Aspergillaceae
Product: putative beta-glucosidase precursor
Exons: 2
Coding region: 1-3864 (1287 amino acids)
Biological process (GO): DNA-templated transcription; glucan catabolic process
Molecular function (GO): zinc ion binding; beta-glucosidase activity; DNA binding
Source: RefSeq, a predicted model, not a curated record
AUGUAUUCCAAUAUCCCCUCGUCAGCUGUCAACCAGCUCCUCCAGUCUCUCACACUGGAGGAGAAAGUCGCCCUGCUUGCGGGCAAGAACAUGUGGGAAACCGCCAACAUCGACCGGCUACACAUCCCCAGUCUGAAGAUGACCGACGGCCCGGCCGGAGCCCGCGGGUCCAAAUGGACGUACGGCUCCCUGACCACCUGGAUUCCGUGCGGGGUGUCGCUGGCCGCCACCUUUGAUCCGGCCCUGGUGGAGAAAGUCGGGACCGUUCUGGGGCAGGAGACCCGACGCAAGGGCUGCCAGGUCCUGCUGGCCCCGACCAUGAACCUGUCGCGCUCGCCCUUGGGCGGGCGGAAUUUCGAAGGCUAUGGGGAAGACCCCUAUCUGGUCGGGGUGAUGGCCAUUGCAAUGAUCCGCGGCAUUCAGAGCCAGGGGGUCGGGGCCUGCAUGAAACAUUUUAUCCUGAACGAUACCGAGACUCGGCGGUUCAAUGUCGACCAAACGAUUGAUGAGCGUACCCUGCGAGAGGUCUACAUGAAGCCAUUCGCCAUGGCUGUGCAGGAAACGGAAGCAGCGCCGUGGACGGCCAUGGUCAGCUACCCCAAGAUCAACGGGCUACAUGCCGAUCUCAGUCCUCAAAUCCUGCCGCGCCUGCUGAGAAAGGAGCUGCAGUAUGAUCGGUUGGUUAUGAGCGACUGGGGAGGUUUGAACAGUACGGUCGAAAGCUUGCUGGCCACGACUGACCUGGAGAUGCCGGGUCCGCCGGUACGUCGGGGUGAGCGCCUGUUAGCCGCCAUUCAGGCCGGUCGCAUUGAUGUGGCCACACACGUCGAUCCGAGUGUGCGACGAAUGCUGCAGCUCCUGGAACAAACGGGGUUACUGAACAACUCGUCUGAUUCCACGGAGGUGUCCUCCGAACAAACCACCAACGACCCUACGCUCCAUCAGAUCGUGCGCGAGACGGCGCAAAGUGGCCUUGUGCUGCUGAAAAACGAGAGCGUACUGCCUCUUCAACCCUCGAGGUUGCGGAAGAUCGCAAUCAUUGGGCCUAACGCUCGCAAGCCCACGGCUGGUGGAGCGGGCAGCGCCGCCGUCAAUCCUUUCUACAUCACCACGCCCGAAGAGUGCCUCCGCAACGCGCUUCGGGCUGCGAACCCGGACAUUAAGCUCACAUAUCGCUCCGGCAUCCGCGACAGUCUGCGCCCCCCUCUUUUGGGCGGUCAAUUGACCGUCCCGGACGGAUCCCGCCAGGGUCUGCACGUGAGCUUCUUUGCAGGCCAUGCUUUCGAGGGGCCGGUCGUGGCGACCAGUCUGUGGGAAGACUCGCUCAUUUAUCUCAUGAGUGAUGGGGAUAUUCCAGCCGCGCUGGAGGGUCGGCCGUACUCGUACCAGGCUGUCGGGGUAGUCACUCCAUCCGAAUCGGGCCGCUACACCUGGAGCCUAGCCAACACCGGAAAAGCCAAGUUGUUCCUCGACGAUGAGCUGCUCAUCGAUAACAGUGAGUGGGACGUUGUGACUGGUGGAUUCCUGGGUUGUUCGAGCGAGGAUCGGACUGCUAGCAUGGAUCUCGAAGCUGGCCGCCCCUACCGACUGCGAGUAGACAAUGUCGUGACCUUGCCGCUCGUCGACGCCUUCGACAACACGCUAUUCCCUCGCAUAUCGGGCGUGCGCGUGGGACUCGCCCUGGAGCGGGACGAGACGCUGAUGCUGGAGCAGGCUGUUGAUUCGGCCCGCGAAGCAGACGUGGCCGUGGUCGUCGUCGGCCACAACAAGGAUUCCGAAGGGGAGGGAGGCGACCGGGCCCACAUGCAGCUCCCGGGUCGCACCGACGAGCUCGUGGGCGCUGUCUGUGCAGCCAACCCCAAUACGGUUGUCGUCGUGCAGUCGGGCAGUGCGGUGACUAUGCCUUGGGCGGAUGCCGCGGCAGGGAUCGUGAUGGCCUGGUACCAGGGCCAGGAAAACGGCCAGGCCCUGGCGGAGGCUCUCCUGGGUCAUUGUAACUUCUCGGGCAAGCUUCCCAUCACCUUUCCCCAGCGACUCGAGGAUCAUGGCUCGAGCGCCUGGUUUCCUGGAGAGGCUGCGCAGGAUCGCAACACAUUUGGGGAAGAAGUGUUGGUUGGGUAUCGGCAUCUCGAUGCCCGGGGGAUUCCGCCUCUGUGGUCAUUUGGGUUCGGCCUCUCGUAUACUCGCUUUGAGCUUGCAGAUAUUCGCAUCAGCGGCACCCUCAGCGUUGGUUCUUCUCCUGAGACCAGGGUUUCAGUCCACACCCGGGUCCUGAACGUUGGGGGUUGCGACGGGCAGGAAGUGGUGCAGGUGUACGUGGCUCCCUCGGCACGUAUCGAGGAGAUGGGCCUUAUCAGCUAUCCAAGAACGUUAGCCGGCUUCGCCAAAAUCGCCGUCCCUCCAGGAGAGUCGCGCGAAGUGACUAUCACCAUUCCUGGAUCGGAGCUGCGAUGGUAUGAUGUGAAAACCGGGCAGUGGCGAUUGGAUGUGGGCAAGUAUAAGUGCUGGGUUGGGCGUAGUCUGUGUGAACUCGACGAAGAGUUGGAGAUUGAGCCACAAUCACAUGAACAUGAUCUGCAGCAAUUCGCUUCGCUCCGGGGACAGGAACAAGGCUUGCAGUUGAUUUCCCUCUACUACCUCCACUUUCACCAGGCACAUCCUUUCCUGCCCCCAAUGGAAACUCUCCUAGAAUCCAAUCCCCCUUCUUACUUACUGGAUAUCAUGGAGUUUACCAGUCUACAUUAUUUGUCGCCUCAGUUUUUCCAUGAUGGCAGCAAGACACUACUUCUGGCGGUGCAGGCCGCCGAUUUGACGGUCGAAAAGACACAGGCCUUCCUGCUUCUGGCCAUCUUACAACACGGGCGACAGCAAAGUCACGAGGCUCGGUCUUGUCUCGGCCAGGCCCUCCAGUGUGCGCUGGAAUUGGGUCUGCACGGUCGCGAGGCUUCCGACGCGCUUAGCGUAGACGCUCCCUUGAGGGCCGAGAGUCUCCGACGGACGUGGUGGGAGAUUUUUGUGGUUGAUGUGCUACUCGCAGCUGUUCAGGCCGAUGGAUACCUCCAAUUUGAGAUGAGAGAGACGCCCCAAGUCCCCCUUCCCUGCGGUCCAGAAGAGUAUCACUCAGGCUGUAUUAUGAGUCCUCUCCCGCCCACCCUCGCCGACAUGGAACAGAAUAGUCUGUUCUGCGGAGAUGACGAGUUCUCUCCCGGUGCCUACCGGAUCGAAGCCGCCAUGAUGCUACGGAAAUGCUUGCGCGCCGGCGAGUCGCAUAUCACUCAGGAGACGCUCGACGUACUCAGCGCCGCCAUCACCGCGUGGUUCCAUCGAUUGCCAUCCAGUCAACGCCCCAUUCUCCAGUCGAAUGGUGUUUUGGAGGAGGCAAUGAUGCAGGCCGUGAUGCUGAUGCACUGCGCCAGUAUCUAUCUGCACUUCCCACGUUCUUGCCUUUUGGCCUUUCUCCCCAUCACCGGCCGCAUCCUUUGUUCGUCGCCGCCCGCCCUCGUCACCACUUCCCCGGACCCUCAAUUGCACACCGCAAAAGUAGCAGAGAGUGCCGUCCAACUCUCCCGACUCGCGUCAUUGUCGCCCUCGGUCAUCAACCACAGCCCGUUCUUUGCUUGCACACUGGUGAUAAGCUCCGUGAUACACGUAGCACUCAUGCUCAGCGAUGGCCUGCAACCCCCGGGGCCCAGGCAGCAGUAUUUGGCGCUGAAUUUAGGGGUCCUCAGGUCGAUGGGGGAGGCGUGGCCCAUUGCUGCGAGCGCGAUGCAACGAAUUCGUCAGGCUGUGAUGGAGGUUCACGCAGCAGUCUCGUGCGACACUCGUCCUCUGCUGGACGUUUUCUCUCCCUCCACCUCCACGUGA